Messenger RNA from Ictalurus punctatus (channel catfish), 972 nucleotides. It is a transcript of the gene pth2, whose product is annotated as parathyroid hormone 2. The transcript is spliced from 2 exons. Gene Ontology annotation, biological process: neuropeptide signaling pathway. Gene Ontology annotation, cellular component: extracellular region. The coding region runs from base 5 to 460 and encodes 151 amino acids. The record is from RefSeq and is a predicted model, not a curated record. Lineage: Eukaryota; Metazoa; Chordata; Actinopteri; Siluriformes; Ictaluridae.
GCAGAUGAUGUCUCUAGCUCUAACUCCACGCCCUGCGCUUUUACUCAUUGUCCUGAUGCAUAUGAGCCUGAAUACUUCUGCUUUCCCCCAACCCUUCCAGAGAAUAUCCCCUUCAGAUGGCCAGGAUUCUAUACAGGAGCAAUGGAAGGUCCUCUACCCUUCCAUCUCACUCCGUGACUGGAGUGUCCAAAUGUUGUCCAGCCCAGACUUCGGUGGUGCAGACCCCAGAACGGAGCAGCUGCCUGUGGAAGAGUGGAUCCCCCUUAGCCAAUCACAGAUGGAGGAGAAACUGAUGAAGGGAUGGCCAGGAGACUGGCAGCAGCGGGUGGGCAACCAAGAAAAGCGAAACAUUGUGGUGGCAGAUGAUGCAGCAUUCAGAGAGAAGAGUAAGCUUCUCACAGCCAUGGAGAGACAAAAAUGGUUAAACUCGUACAUGCAGAAACUGCUGGUAGUUAACUGAAAAUAGAUGGCUUGUUUCUAAAGGAAAAAUUAUAUCAUUACUAAAAAAAAAAAUGUUAAAUAGGUCACAAAGCAGGAAGUAUGCUUGUUCACUGUAAAAUGUCUGUUCAUCAAUGUAAAGAAGCCAGUCAGUAUUUAGUCUAAUGAAAAGCACCUAUACGUAUAUUAUGAAGUAGGCUGUUAUGUAGUAGGCUGUUUGUUUAUUGCUGUUAGAUUUCAGUUAUAAAUGAAAUUGCAAAAACAGUUGCUCAUUUAUUUGAUUGGAAUUCCAUAGAAUCGUAUUUUAUUUUAACCACAAAAAAAUGUAACACAUAGCAUUAUUUGAAAUAUCUGUUUGUCAUUUGACCAUCAGGACCACCAAAAAUAUAUGUCUACAAUAAAAGUGUAUUCUAAUUUCCUCCUUAAAAAUACCAGAAGUGAGUCUUUUCAUUUUUAAUUAAGACUUUUUUUUUAAAGAGCAUUUUUAAUCAAAUCCAAUAGAAUAUUAUAAUAUGUAUCCUAUAUAUAUAUAUA